UUGAACCUACCCAUGUGUUUUGUGUUUACGUUAAAAAGUUUUGAAAAAGUAAAAUAAAACCAAGUUCCCCUGCAGUUACACAGCAUGAAUCUGAUACUAAUGAAGCUUUGACUCAUUUAUACAGCUUAAACCAACAAAAAUGGACGUCGAGCCAUGCACAGUAUGUGGGAACAAAGAUCUGAAUCUUGUAGAUGGGUUCUACUACUGCUCCGAGUGUGGCACGCAGGACAUGACCAUCAGGGAAACCAUUAUCGAAGGCAUCGAGUUAGGAGACGGGAAAUUUCAAGCUUCAACAAAGAAGAAGAUCAAUAGAAAGAAACCAAAAUUGUUGAUGAGCAAAGAAUGGAAUAAGUGGCACGCAUACAACUUCAUCCUCAGUGGCCUCUGUGAUGAGCUGAUAGCACUCGGAGCCAGUCCAAGCUUGAAAUCCAAAGUGCUAUGGGUCUGGACUCGAUACAUUAAGAAAUUUCACAAUCGGGAGGAAUAUGAAACACAUACUGCAUCAAAGCGCAAUACUUUGUUGGUUGCUCAAGAUGAUGAUGAUGAAGACCUAGAUUCAGAAAAAACACAGAAAAGUAAGUCAGAAGUUGAAACAGAUACUAAAAGCAUAAGAACUAUGUCAUUCUCCAUAUUGUAUGGUAUACUGUAUGUUUCACUAAACCUUGAUAAGAGUCCCAUUCUACUAUCUCACUUCAUGAGGUACAUCAAGGAGGGACGGUUAAGCUUCUUCAGUGCUGCAAAGUAUCUCCCGAGUGAUAUUAAUGUGAAACAUAUCCCGCAGUGGCCUGAGUUCUUAAACUCACUGAAAAUCAUGACCAGAUACUCAUUCUUACGAACAUGUUUUGCAUUAUUCAAGACCCUGGACUUGGGUUCUCCCUGGAUACCGGAUCUGAAAGAGAUUGCCAAUGAAUUCAUUAAAGAGCUUUGCCUUCCAAAAGAUUUCAGGAAUCUAGUGUUUUCACUGAUGGAGCUAUUGCCAUACAAUAUUAGACUGUCAGAUAGUGUUUUCCCUGAUUUUGAGACCAGAGUUAUGGCUUAUAUUUUAUUAGCACUAAAAUUGUGCUUUGGCCUUGAUGAUGAUUAUGACAAAUUACUGUCUGAUGUUGUUGAUGAAGUAAAUGAAAAGGAAGAACAUUUAAAAUGCUACAGAGUAGGGUUAAGUGAACAUACGGAAAGGUUGUUUUCCUUUAGAGAAUGGUUGACUUACUUGGAAUUUAGGAAAAUUGUGCUCUGUAAAUUUUACCAGCCAAUGGCAUCAAAGCAUCAGUUUAAUGAAGAAGAUUUUCUAGUCACAGAAUUACUGAAAGACAAAGUGGUUGAAAAGGAAGCUAAAAGAGUAGUAGACCAACUUUCUUUUGAGUUAUUAAACACUAUACCUUUACAAAACAACUUCACAAUUGUUUCUAAAGAAGACUUUCCUGUUUCAUUAACACCUUUGACUGGCUAUACAGAAUUUAUAUUACCACGAAUAAAAGACCAGCACAUGAGAUUAUUACUGAGUGAAGACUUCUCUAGAUACUCUUUAAAAUAUGCCUGUUUAGAUUUAACUCUAAAUGAUUGUAAUAAUGAAAAUGUUAUCAAAGGCGUUACUGAUAAUAAUAAGAAGUUUAACGAUCUUGACAUGUUUAAAGUAAAUAAUGAUGAAGUUAAUAAAAGGCUAGUUUUUGUCAAAGAUGACGAAACCAAAGAUUGGAUAAAAGAAUACAAAAAUGAAUGUCACUUAUAUAAAAAACUAGAUAAACGGAGAUCUCAAGAUUCUGAUGAUUCAGAUAGUGAAGACGAUGUCCCAUUAGCUUCACUUGUCAACAAACAUGUUGAUGAAAAUGCAAACCAAAAUCAAUUAAAUGAACUUAAAAUUGAAAGAAUCGAUGAAUUAGAAGAAGGAAAAUGUAUUUUUAAUGAUUACUUUGAUGAUAUCAAAGAAGAGAAACCUGAUGUAGAUGAAGUUAUGCCGCCUCUAGUAUUUGACUUUAGCAGAUCUCAAUUAUCAAAUAGCAUUUUUAACGACUCUAAAGAUGAUAUUGAUAACCAAAGAAAUAGUAUGUUCUCGCCUCAGCAACCAUCCAUCCAUGAAGCUACCAUUAUUGAACAAUUUGACCCUUCAACUUUUGACAGAGAUCAAGUUAUAAAGGAUUUAAUUUUGAGAGCAUGCAAAAAAUAUAAAAUUCCUGUCCCAUACAAAUAUAAUGAUAAAAGGCCAGUAAAAAGAAAAUUAGAUGCUCCAACUGACAGAGUAUUCGUUAAACGAAGAAAAGAUCCUGCAAAAUAUGGAAAAGUUAAUGACAUAGUAUCAGCAUACUAUUCAAUAUAUCCCACAGAAGAUGAUGUAAAUAAUCUUCAAACGAAUUCUAAUGUAACCUUAAAUGACAUGAAUGCUGAUAACAUAGAAAUUGAUACAAUAGAACCAAAUAAUAGUAUUGAUAAUGAUGCAAAUGAGAAUUUAGAUAUUGCACCCUUAGAAAAUCUAAAUGAGAGCAAUAAUGAAGCAGCAGAAACCACGAAUGUAGUUAAUGAUGAGACUAUUUGCAAUGUAGUUCCACCAUUAGAAGACUUCAAUUUUGAUUUCUUUGACGAUGAUGCUGUCAUUGAAGAUAUAGUUUCAAGAGAAAUAAACGAAUUUCACUACAAUAAAAAGGGAAAAUUACAAUUACUAAAGGACAAACUGUUAAAUAAAUUCGAUAGUAAAAAAACUGAAAUGAUGAUGAAAGACAAAAAAGCGACGGUAAAAAAAGCCAUAGAAAACCGGAAACAGAUGAAACAUUUAUUGGAAACUUCAAAGCGAAUUAAAAGGUUUCAAUAUUAUUUCAGUAAGCACAAUUACAUUGUGAACCAUUCGAUAAAGAUUAUGUACAUGUUUGAACAAAAAUUGAAAACACAUUUCCCUAAAAGUUUCAAGUAUGUUCUCACAACUUGUGCGGAUAUUCUGGAAACGUCCGCUUACCAUCUCUACUGUUAUUUCACGUUAUUAGAAAGAAGAGUUGUAAAUCAAUUUUCUCGUUAAUAAAAUCUUUUUAUAAAUCCAUUUCGUUUUAAUUGAUCUCGUUUAUCUCAGCUUCUAAUACUACGGUUAUGAAUAGAGUUAGUGGGUAAUAUAUCAAUUUUCUUCUUAGCUUGUCAGUGGCAAAACACAAAAACUAGAACUGUAUUGGUAGGUACUGUGGUGAAAGGACUAGACAGUCAGAUUAGUUAAGAUCGGUUUUAGCGAUAACUUAUUGGGCACUUGAGUCAUACACUAGAAUAUACUUGAGUAUCAACAGUGGAUCGUGUUGUUCUAUAGGCAUACAUUCUGUCUUUAGUCUCAAAUAUUUAUUAAAUACAGACAUUUUUAUAAAUUCGGUCUAAUAGUCUUAAAUGUUACCAAAAAUAACAAUGGGCAGGUUAUAUUGGUGAAAAGAGAGUUGCAUUACACAUCACGUGUAAUUCAACUCUGUCUACACAGGGUUAGGUUAGUAGUUAAUAAGGAGGAGCACAUUUGUGGAUCGUUAAUGAUCAAUGUUUACUGUCAUUCAGUAAUCAUCGAGUCCAUAGACUAAUAUUGUGAUCGAGUCUUCAAAUAAAUAAAGAAAUACCUACACAAGAAGACAUAGCAAAAGGAAUGUUUCUGAAGAGCGUGUUGGCUCCAUUGCUGCGGCGGCCCCCGAUGGUGGGGCGAGUGGUGGUGCCGGCUCGCAGCUGGACCCAAGUGGGUAACGUCGUCAGCACUCCACCCAGGGUUCAAUGCAGCUUUGCCGAAAAGAUGGUGCACGGCUUUAUUAUGAUGUUCAUUUGGUUAUCUCCAAUAUGUUUCUUCCUGAGCCAGCUUAAAGUUUGGAGACGAACGUACGUGGAAGACUGAAUCAGAAUUUAGAAAAUAAAUAAACUGUCGGUGAUGGAAUAAA
Messenger RNA from Plutella xylostella (diamondback moth), 3878 nucleotides. RefSeq names its product TATA box-binding protein-associated factor RNA polymerase I subunit B (gene TAF1B). Lineage: Eukaryota; Metazoa; Arthropoda; Insecta; Lepidoptera; Plutellidae. Gene Ontology annotation, cellular component: RNA polymerase I core factor complex; RNA polymerase transcription factor SL1 complex. The record is from RefSeq and is a predicted model, not a curated record. Gene Ontology annotation, biological process: nucleolar large rRNA transcription by RNA polymerase I; RNA polymerase I preinitiation complex assembly. Gene Ontology annotation, molecular function: RNA polymerase I core promoter sequence-specific DNA binding.